Messenger RNA from Gigantopelta aegis, 1246 nucleotides. Its product is annotated as ficolin-2-like. The record is from RefSeq and is a predicted model, not a curated record. The coding region runs from base 1 to 639 and encodes 212 amino acids. The transcript is spliced from 4 exons. Lineage: Eukaryota; Metazoa; Mollusca; Gastropoda; Neomphalida; Peltospiridae.
AUGAUGACGAUCAUGAUGAUGAUGAUGAUGAUGGUGGUAGUGAUGACGGCGACGACGAUGUUAUUAGUUAUUCAGCGACGGACGGACGGAUCUGAAGAUUUCUACAGAACUUGGAAUGAAUACAGAGACGGAUUUGGAGAUUUGAAUAAAGAAUUCUGGUUAGGAAACACAAACAUCCAGCGCCUAACCAGUCAGGGUCAGUAUGAUUUGAGGAUUGAUAUGGAAGACUUUGAAGGAAACACUGCCUAUGCUAUGUACCAAGACUUCUCACUACAAAAGGAAUAUGAUAAUUUUCGGCUGCAAAUAGGCCAAUACAGCGGAAAUGCAGGUGACAGUCUUAAAGUCCACAAUGGAUUCAGGUUCUCGGCGUGGGACAAGGAUCUCGACCAGUCCACCAGAAACUGCGCGAAGGAAUUCCAAGGUGCUUGGUGGUAUGUUGACUGCCACCAUUCCAAUCUGAACGGGAUGUAUCUCAGGGGAAACCACUCUACGUUAGGUAACGGGGUGGAAUGGAAUGGGUGGCGAGGACUGUAUUACUCUCUCAAGACAACUGUGAUGAAGAUCAGGCCCAGCCCCGUCAUCCAAGCUCCGAAAUCACCAUCGCUUAAUCCACCUCUGUAUAUUGCCAAAGGCCGUUAAAGCUUCAGAUACAAUUGCAACAAGACACACUACAUUUACUCGCAGUUUGAGCUUUGACUUACAAAGAAAACGUUUCUGAAUUUGGACAAACUACAUUUACUCGCAGUUUGUGCUUUGACUUACAAACAAAGCGUUUCUGAAUUUGGACACACUACAUUUACUCGCAGUUUGUACUUUGACUUACACACCAAACGUUUCUGAAUUUGGACACACUACAUUUACUCGCAGUUUGUGCUUUGACUUACAAACCAAACGUUUCUGAAUUUGGACAAACUACAUUUACUCGCAGUUUGUACUUUGACUUACACACCAAACGUUUCUGAAUUUGGACACACUACAUUUACUCGCAGUUUGAGCUUUGACUUACAAAGAAAACGUUUCUGAAUCUGUCGUGUAAAUAAAGUAAAAAUGUGUUUGCAUUAUUUAGCGACCAUCACGCAAUGGACUGCAACCCAUUACGCAAAAGGUCGCAACUUGAAACGUCUUUUAUCAUUGACAUAAAAAACAAAUUGUCCGCUAAAAAAGCAACCAUUAUUUAGCGACCGUCGUUUCAUUUCAACUUAUUUUCGUGAUUAUAUCCCAUUAAGGUUCAAGCACGCUGUCCAGG